GCGCCAUGUUGUCGAGCUGUUUUGUUCAGUCAUUGUGUAAUGGAGAGAAACCCGGGGGUCGGAUCCGCACAGAAAAGCACCGAGAAAAUAUCAAAACGCUUAAACAGAGCCGGUUUAUUUCCUAUCUCUAGAAUCAGUGACAGCUCAGUUGCUGGUAAUUCUUAGAGGCAGACAAAAGCGAGCGAGAGAAAAUGUCUCUCGAAAGCCUCAGCCUCACCUCCUCCAACAAGCAGUCCCCCAAAAACGAACACACCAUCAACCUCACUGAGUCAGGAGACGAAAGAGAAGAAGGUGAACUAGAGGAAGGAGAAUUGCAAGAUGAUGGUGAGGAAGCGGAUGUUCGGGAGGAGUCCCAAGAAAAAGUCAAGAAAGAUCAAUCAGAUAAACAGGAUUGGGAUCUUGAAGAUGAUGAGAAAGAUAAGGACAAAGCCCAUCGUAGGAUGAAGAGAAAGAGGAAGAAAGAAAGAGAAAAAGAAAAGAAGAGAUCAAAAAAGAAACGAAAGUCAAAGCAUAAGCGACAUGUGUCUUCCAGUGAUGAUUAUUCAGAUUAUAGUGAUGAGUCUGACUAUAGUCCUGGAGAGAAGGGAUACCGGAAAUAUCGAGAUUACAGCCCACCAUAUAUGCAGCCGCCUUAUCCCCCAUCUUCAGGGGCUCCUUUGUCAAAGAAGACCUACAUGAAACCAGAGAAGAUGAAUUACAAUAUGUAUGAGGAGUAUGAAGAUGAACAGUAUAUUGACUAUGAGGGGGUGGAGGAGGAGGAAGUACCAGAUGAGGAAGAUGAAGAAUAUGAUGAUUUUGCCAAAGAAUUAAGCCAGUAUAGGAAAGCAAAGGAGGCCUCUCAGCAACAGCAACAACAACACCAACAACAAAGCCAUGUGCCUAUGGGACACCGAGGCCAUGGAACAUCAGGUAUAUCUGGUCCUAUGCGAGGUGGUGGGAGAGGUCGCGGUAUCCGAGGCAGAGGAGGCCGAGGAAGGGCCCGUGGACGGGGUGUAAGAGGAGGCAGAGGAGGAGUUCAUGGUCAGAGCCAUGGGCCAGGGGCAGGGCAUGGACCUCCAGAACAUGGACCUCCAGAUCAUGGACCUGGGUCUGCACAUGGGCCAUCAGGUCAAGGACCAGGACAUGGGCCCCCUAGCCAUGGACAUGGACAACCAGGCCAUGGACCUUCGUGUCAUGGUCCCCCUCCCAGCCACGGACCUUCAGGACAUGGGCCCCCUCCAGGCCAUGGAUCUGGGCUAGGUCAUGGACCCUCUCCAGGUCAUAGUUCUGGGCCAGGGCAAGGGCCUCCAGGACAUGGUCAGGGGUCAGGACAUGGACCUGGCCCAAGUCAUGGGCCAGGACCAGGAUAUGGCCCUCCUUGUCAUGGACCUCCAGGGCAUGGACCGCCAGAACACAUGAUGGAUCCUCCAGACGAUUGUGAACAUGACCUUUAUGAUGAAGAUAUGCCGAACCUUGAUGAUGGAAUGCGUAUGAGGAGCAUGCAUGAUCAUGGUCAUCAGCCAUGUGCAGAGAAGAAAGGAAAAGUACUUUGCAAGUUCUUUGUGGAGGGUAGAUGUUCAAAGGGGGAUCAGUGCAAUUUCAGUCAUGAUUUGGGACCACCAAGAAAGCGAGAGCUCUGCAGAUUUUACUACAAUGGAUUUUGCGCUAAAGCAGAAAAUUGUUUGUACAUGCACAAUGAAUUUCCUUGCAAGUUCUUUCAUACGACAGGUAAUUGUUACCAGGGAGAUGAUUGCAAGUUUUCCCAUAGGCCUCUAACCGAUGAAACCAGGGAGCUACUGGAUAAGAUGUUAGCCAGUGAGGCAGAAGCUGGUGCAGAAGAUGAAAAGGAAGUGGAAGAAUUAAAGAAGCAAGGAAUCACGCCUUUACCGAAACCCCCACCUGGAGUUGGGUUGUUACCCACGCCGCCUCGACCUCCAAUGGGACCUCCUUCAAAUAUGCCCAAUGCUCCACGGCCACCGAUGAUGGGACCACUGCCUCCAGGUCCUCCACCGCCUGGUCCUCCACCACCAGGUCCUCCACCUCCAGGACCCCCACCACCUGGACCUCCAUGUUUACCAGGUCAAAAGAAGAUCCCCUCUCUCUUUGAGAUUGUUGUUCAGCCUACUCCACACCUUGCCCAUAAAAUGGGAAUGAAUAGGCCACGGUUUCCACCACCCCCACCUCCUAGGUUCCCAGGACCUCCGGGACCUCCUGGGCCACCGGGGCCUCCCAUUGGUCCAGGACCUGGGCCUGGCAUGGGACCAGGACCAGGUCCCAUGUCAGGGCCAAUGUCUGGACCCAUGCCAGGCCCUGGCCCAGAAGAGAUCCCAGGAGGGCCUGGAAUGAAUCCAGGAGCACAAGUAGGACCAGGCCCUCCAGUACCACCAUUCAUGCAAGGAGAUCCUGGGAUGAUGCCACCUGUUCCUUCUGCACCAAAUUUCUAUGACAACUACUAUCAACAGCAGGGAAUGCCGAUGGAUGCUGGUCCAGAUGGGGAACAAGGGAAUAACGAGGCGAUGGAGGAAGGAGGUGACCAGCAGGUUCUGCUGCAACAGAUGGAUGAUCUGGAGGCUGAGGAGAAUGAAGGUGCCUCUUCUGGUCAGAAGCCAACUGCAAACAUCCCUGACUUCCUUCCGGCAGCCCAACGGGCUCUAUUUCUACGCAUUCAACAAAAACAACAGGAGGAGGAAGAAAAGGCAAAGAGGAGAGCAGACAGCAGUCAGCGAGAAAAGGAAAAUGAAGAGGGUGAUGGUGAUAAUUGGUACUCAAGCGAUGAAGAGGAUGGUGGAAGCAGUAUGAGCUGCAUAUUAAAGACGCUCCGUCAGCAGUCUACUAGGAAGCCUCAAGCACAAGGCUCAUGGGCAUCACAUAACAAGAAUGGUAGUAGCCAGAACGUUGCUGAUCCACGCCUGCAAAAGGAGAGGCUGUCAAAUGCAAAUCGACCCGUAGACCCAAGAAUUUCAAGGGACCCCAGGCUUUCUCGAAGUGCAGAGAUCACAUUGGGGAACUCUGGGUCUGAUACUGCAUCUGCAGAAAGCAGGACAGUACCUGCACCUAAAACGGACCCUGCUCUUUCAACUCCUCCCAGCAGCACAAAAUCUCAGGUGGUUGUAAGUGAAGAGGAAGGAGAGAGGGUUCUAAGGGAAAAGACAGUGGUCAUUCCUCUUGACCCGUUGCCGGGUUCCUCGCUCCGAGAUCCUAGGUCUCAACUUAAACAGUUCAGCCACAUUAAAGUGGACACCUCUCUCGGAAAGCCUCAUUUUGCUAAAGGUAUCUUGUGGAGCCCAGAAGAUUUGAUCCCACUGCCCAUCCCAAAGCCGGAUCCGGUUGCCAUCUCUGUGCCCUUCCCAGCACUUGACCCCCGGUUGAACCGUUCUCCACAAGCCGGGCCUUCGGAUCCUCGGCAGCGCAAUACUGACCAGGCGUCGGUGGAGCCCUCACAGCCGGCACCAACUCCUGCCCUUCCAGAUUUGGGUUUGCUCUCUAGAAUACUGAAGAGUGUUGAUGUUUCAGCAACUAAGGUGACUCCACAGAACGAGAAGCCUUCCGACCCCAGGAUGCGAAAGGUCCCUGCUGAUCCUCGGCUGCAGAGGUCCAGUGGUGGACUCCAGCCCUCCAACACCCAAUCAGGAAAGCUUACGGAGCAUACUGAAUCCCCAGCUGGAUCUUCUUCGAAGGACUCGGGUGGUGCUCUUGCUCCAUAUGAUCCCAGGUUAGUUACUGCUGGUGGGCAGAACCGAGGAGGAGGUAGUGGCCAGAGUGCUAUGCUGAGUGGCAUCAGUUUAUAUGAUCCAAGAACUCCCAGCAACCAGAGUGGGAAUGUUAAAAAUACAGAGUCCUCCAGUGAGCUUAAAGGGUCGGAUGUCCCGAAAGGUGUAACCAGACAGAAAGAACCAUUGUUUGUUAGAAAAUCUGCAUUGGAUCAACUGGAAAACGAGAAAUCAACUUCAGAAACUCCCACAGAUCGAUAUAACAGUUACAACAGACCCAGGCCAAAGCCAGCCACUUCUGCUGCCCCCACACCAGAGACGGGUCAAACAGGAGUACAUAGCCUCCCGGUGUCAUCUCUGUUUGGACUUAUUCACCCGCAGUUCUCUGAGGUGAAACAGGCCAGUAAAUCUGGCUCAGGCAGCCCUUUUGGUGGCAACAGUCCCCUUGAGGAGAGUGGGCAAGAUACAACCUCACUGAAGGAUGUUUUUAAAGGGUUUGAUCCCACUGCUUCACCCUUUUGUCAGUAACAGACAUUGACUGCUGCAUUAACCUUGUACAUUUAAUCUCACAGCAGGGGCUGGACGCAGUGCUGGGCAAUGUUUUAUCAUACUCUUUAACUUUGUAAUUUAAUACAUUAAUAAAUGUGAAUAUGCUUAGAAACCAGGUGAUCAAAAUCGCCAAACUGAACUAUAGUCAGCUUAGACCAUUAUCGAACCGAAUGUGAUUCCAAAACUUGUUGGCUCUUAUGCAUUCUUUCUAAACAACAAAGGUGUUUUGUUUAAUGAACUUGGCAUGAACAGAGAGCUUGUCUGUGACAAGAUACCGAAUUUCUUCUGACCCUGGAAAAAUUCAAAAGGAAAGCUUUUUUUUGUCAGGAAGAAGCCUUUAGGAAAUGUGCAUAUUAGUUACAUGUAGAAAUGUGUUAUUGAUCUUGAAAGUGGGUGUAAUAUGAUCUAAAUUGAAUGGUAUGUUUGUGUAGUGACCCUAUAAUAUACAUUAGCUAUGUGUCUUGUUUUGUGGAUUCCUGAAUUUACUCUUUCCCAUGCCAUAUUCAUAUGGAGAAGGCUAAGGCUGGAUUAGGGCCAUCUGUAACCUCUACCAGACACCCCUAAUAUGGUGCAAAAGCCCAUUAAACAUGUCACAUGCAAGGCUCUAAAACUUCCUAGAUUUAACCUGAAAAACACGCUACAAAUGUUGAAUAUUGUUAACAUGUCUUAAAAAUGCACACUUUGUACAUACGUCAUACUCCUGACAGGUUGAGGGACCGAGAAUCUAUUGUUAAUUUAAAAAGUUUUUUUUAAAAGCAUCUCCUGGUACUUGCUCCCUGGAAAUUACUACGAGAAAGCCAUUGUUUCCUUUUGCAUUCCUAACAUGUCCAAUGUGGACAUUAAUGUGUCUUCCAAUUUACCAUUUUUUUCUUAGCUCAAGAAUUCUGCUAUCCAUGAUGUAGUCCCAAAUGCCUUUAUGUUGAAACAUUUCUUUUGUAUAGAAAUUGUACACAAAUUAUUGUCUUUUUUUUAAUGUCCCUUUGUGUACAAAAAACAAAGAAAAAGUCAAGCUUUUAUAGUUUUAGGUCUGUUUGUACCUGCAGCUUGGGCACGAAAGAAUCAGAGACUGAUGGAUUAGAAUAAUCUCCUUGAUGGAAAUAAAGUGAUUUUCUUUUCUGUUGCAAGGCUGUCACAUUUCCUGAAAGUCAGGUUGGAUGUACAGUGGCAAGUUCAUCUUUUUUAUAGUCUUUGUAUAUUUGUAGGGAUUGCUGCUUCAGUUAAAAUGCUAACAUGAUUUCUCCACUAACUCAGAACUAACUUCAGUGAAAGAGAUCAAAUAUUUUUGUACUUAUUAUCUUCAAGGUGCUUAUAUGCAUGGGUAGAAAGGGUGCUGAUGGGUGGUGCGGUUAAAUAAUGUGAUUAUUGGUUAUACGCUUGUAAACUUCAAAAAGGCACCAGUCAAAUCUAAGUGUAAACAGGGCUAUCCAGGUAAAUCCUCAAAUUCCACAUUGUUAAAAGUAGUUCAGUAUUAAAUUGUUACCAGCAAAUGCUGCUAAGUUGUCGACAGCUCAGAAAUGUAAUGAUGGCAAAGUCAGAGAUCUUGUAAAUGACCUGCAGUUGUCAUAAAAGAAGUAAAGUAUUUCUGUUUUCAUGUAGAUACAACAGAGAAGCCAAUGUGUUUUGUGCUGGCAUUAGGCGUUGAUUAUGUGACAGUGAGGCACUGUAGUAGUAUUAUGUGUGGCGGAGACCAGUGUGUAGUGGCAAAGGGAUCAAACACUGUUAGUCUACAGUCAAUGUAGGGAGCGAAUGGUGGUUUUGUGUGGAAUGCUGAUAACAUGAUCUCAAACAGCAUAAAACAGUGAGUUUCUUAAGUUUAUUUAACAAUAAUGUUGUUUAGAAAAGAUGGAGCCCUACAUUUUAUAGGGUACCAAAGAUCCUGCAUAGUUCAGGCAAGUAUAUACAGUAAUUCAUACACAGCAAAUUACCCUGGGCUGUCCUCCUUUUGUGGAAUUAAUAUUUAUUAAACUAAGUUUUAAUGCUAAUUAAAACACAAAAUGCUAAAAAUACUCAGCAGAAUCUGGCAGCAUCUGUGAAGAAAAUUUGAAUCCUCUCUGACCUUGGGAUUUAACUCAACACUGACUGUGAAAGAUUAUCAGCAGUUUGCUUCUGUUACAUAAUGACACAGUGUAUUCAAUAUUAACUGUGCACAAUACUUAUAAUAAACAAGACUUUGAAUGUUUAUAAAUCUCA
This is a messenger RNA of Hypanus sabinus (Atlantic stingray), 6428 nucleotides long. It is a transcript of the gene zc3h4, whose product is annotated as zinc finger CCCH-type containing 4. Gene Ontology annotation, molecular function: metal ion binding; RNA binding. Gene Ontology annotation, biological process: negative regulation of DNA-templated transcription. NCBI's taxonomy places the organism in Eukaryota, Metazoa, Chordata, Chondrichthyes, Myliobatiformes, Dasyatidae. The record is from RefSeq and is a predicted model, not a curated record. Bases 192 to 4217 code for a protein of 1341 amino acids. Gene Ontology annotation, cellular component: nucleus. The transcript is spliced from 12 exons.